Molecule: messenger RNA, 1073 nt
Organism: Dermatophagoides farinae (American house dust mite)
Lineage: Eukaryota; Metazoa; Arthropoda; Arachnida; Sarcoptiformes; Pyroglyphidae
Source: RefSeq, a predicted model, not a curated record
GUGAGUUUCACAAUCAAGUGUGUAUUUUAUGGUAGCGAGGCAUUUUUUUUCUUCGAUCAAUAUUUCGCGCUUGCUAGUCUUGUCAAAUUUUUGCUUAAUUUUUCAAUCAAUUUCUUUUUGACCAUUACUUUUAUCAGAAUUAUCUCUCACUCAUACAACUAAUCAAUCAUGUCCGAUUCAGUUGAUAAUAAAAAUGUAACGGCCGAUGACAAUACCACUGUUGCUGCUGCUUCUGAAACGAAAGUUGAAGUUGAAUCUUCAUCAACCAAUGAACAAGUAGCAGCAGAUGUUUCGAAAAAUUCGGAAAUAAAAUCAGCAACAGAAAGCGAUACAAAAACUGAAAUUGAAGAAGAAAGAUCGACAACAACGACAAAAGGUGAAGAGAAAAUGGACGUUGAUGAAUCAAAAGAUGUCAUCUCUGCUGAAACCGCAAAAGAAACAUCUGUAACUGUUAAACAAGAAGAGGAAUCUAAUACCAAUAAUAAUAUACAACAGCAGCCAUCAUCUGAAAUGAAAAUCGUUGAUGCGAAAACUCAACAAAUUGGUGGUGGUGGUGGUGGUGAUUCGCAAACGAAUGUCAAAUCGAAUGACGAAAAAUCGACAACUGUCACAAAUAAUUCUACAAGUGAAUCGGCUGCAAAUAAUGAACAAAACAAUAAGAUUAGCAGCAACAAUAAAUCUGGUACCAGUGAUGCAACAGCAGCUGCUAAUAAAGAAAAUCAACAGCAACCAGCACCACCAUCAUCCGCCAAAAAGAAUAAAUGCGAUCUAAGCAAACUUCCUAUACGACAAUAUAUGGAUGCAACCGUUGUACCAUCAUUAUUGAGUGGCCUAUCAUUAUUGGCUAAAGAACGACCACCAAAACCAUUGGAAUUUUUGGCAAAAUUUUUAUUGCAAAAAUCUAAAGAACAGGAACAAGAACAGUGAAUAAGAAGCAAAUCAUUCGUUACCACCACUAUAUAUUUUAUUAUCCAUUCUUUUUCACCCACACACACACACACAUACAUUUGGCCAUAAACUACCUAACACAUACACAGUAUCAUCAUUUAAUUAAUACUGUUUUUAAAUUUUCA